UUGAUAUAAUUAUAUAAUUAUAUAGUAAUGAGUCAAUAUAUUGAUGAAGUUUCCAGUAACACUGAAGAAUUUGAAGAAAGCAGUAUCAAGGAAAUUGAAGCAAGUAGUAUCAAGGAAAUUGAAGAAAGUAGUACAGAGGAGUAUAUAGGUAAAAGUAAUGGUUUGGGGAUUUUGAUGGAGGGGCUAUAUGGUAUUCAUAUCCAAAUGAUGAUAAUCAGAUUGAUGCUGAGUAUGAUGAUGAUAUUUAUAAUAAUGCUUAGUAAAUUUGGAAAUAGUGGAAAUGAAAUUUUGGAUGAAUUUAUUCUUAAAGAAAAAUUAAAAUGGAUCCCUUAUAAUCAAUUUAAAAAUGUUGAAUAUCUUGAUAAAGGAGGAUUUAGUACUAUAUAUAAAGCUAUUUGGGUAAAUAGUAUAGAAAAUGUAGAAAAUGUAGAAAAUGCUGAAGUAGUUCUUAAAUGUGUCAAUAAUUUGAAUGAAAAUUUGGAUGAAUUUUUAAAAGAAUGGAAAUGUCUUGCAAAUUUUACAACAGUGGCUGCAUUUAUUAAUUUAUAUGGAUUCACAAAAAAUCCAAAUACAUUAAAUUAUAUGGCAGUAAUGGAUUAUGCAAAUAAAGGUAAUUUAAGAGGAAAUUUGGCAGAAGUAAUUAAAUAUAAUUGGAAACAGAAAUUGCAUAUGUUAUAUAAAAUUAUUUAUGGGCUUAAUGGAAUACAUCAAAAAAAUCUUAUUCAUUGUGAUUUUCAUGAUGGCAAUAUUUUAAAUGGGAAUAUAAAUGAAGAUAAUCAAGUUUAUAUUAGUGAUUUGGGAUUAUGUAAACCUGUAAAAUCUUUUUUAGAAAAAGAUAGUAUUUAUGGUGUUAUACCAUUUAUGGCACCUGAAGUUUUAAGAGGUAAACCUUACACUCCAGCUAGUGAUAUAUAUAGUUUUUCUAUGAUCAUGUGGGAGUUUACAUCUGGAGUUACGCCAUUUAAAAAUAGAGCACAUGAUCUUCAACUUAGUUUAAGUAUUUGUAAAGGUGAACGACCAGAAAUUAUUGAAAAUACUCCACAAUGCUAUGUGGAUUUGAUGAAAAAAUGUUGGGAUGAAGACCCAUUAAAAAGACCAUCUUCUGUAGAAGUUAAGGAUAUUUUUAAUAAGUGGAUUUAUCUUCCAGAUGGAAAGAAAAUUGAAGAUAUUGAUGAAGAGUUAAAAUGCAAUAUUAUGGUAUUUAUAAAUGCACCAAUUGGGCAGUAUUACAAUCCUGCUGCUGAAUCUCAUCCACAAGCAUGUUACAACAGUCGCUUGCUUGGUUUUACUAGUAAAAAAUUGAAUGAAAUUAUUGAAAGUAAAGAUUCACAAGAAUAUCAUGCAAAUAUUAAAACAGAUGAAAAUAACAGUAAAAAUUUGAAUGAAAUUCUUGAAAGUAAAGAUUCACAAGCUAGUGUAAAAGCAAAUGAAAUUCUAGUAGUAAGUGAAGAUUUGAAUGAUUGUAUAAUUAAAGAUUUGGGGUCAUUAGGUAUGUACUAUGAUAUAUAA
Rhizophagus irregularis DAOM 181602=DAOM 197198 is the source of this 1509-nucleotide messenger RNA. The record is from RefSeq and is a predicted model, not a curated record. NCBI's taxonomy places the organism in Eukaryota, Fungi, Glomeromycota, Glomeromycetes, Glomerales, Glomeraceae.